Molecule: messenger RNA, 709 nt
Organism: Fulmarus glacialis (Northern fulmar)
Lineage: Eukaryota; Metazoa; Chordata; Aves; Procellariiformes; Procellariidae
Product: heat shock factor protein 1-like
Exons: 6
Biological process (GO): regulation of DNA-templated transcription
Molecular function (GO): DNA binding; DNA-binding transcription factor activity
Source: RefSeq, a predicted model, not a curated record
UGAGAAUGAGGCGUUGUGGAGGGAAGUAGCCAGCUUGAGGCAGAAGCACGCUCAGCAGCAGAAAGUUGUCAAUAAGCUUAUCCAGUUUUUGAUUUCAUUGGUGCAAUCCAACCGUAUUCUUGGGGUGAAGAGGAAGAUCCCCCUGAUGUUGAACGACAGCAGUUCAGCACAUUCCAUGCCGAAAUACAGUCGCCAGUACUCCCUGGAGCACGUCCACGGCUCAUCCCCAUACACAGCUUCUUCCCCAGCAUAUAGUGGCUCCAACCUGUAUUCCCCGGAUUCUUCAGCCAACUCUGGUCCCAUUAUCUCUGACGUGACCGAGCUAGCCCAGUCCAGCCCUUCAGCAUCUCCCAGCGGCAGUCUCGAUGAAAGGAGUAGUCCUGUGGUCCGUAUCAAAGAAGAACCCCCUAGUCCCGCCCGCAGCCCCCAGAUAGAGGAGGCCAGCCCAGGGAACCCUCCUGCUGUUGAAACUCCUCUGUCCCCCUCCACGUUCAUUGACUCCAUCCUGCAGGAGAAUGAACCCAGCACUACGACCGCUGCAGCCGGCGACAGCACCACACAGCCUCAGCCCCAGGAAAAGUGCCUCAGCGUUGCCUGCCUCGACAAUUUGACUCGCACUUCGCAGAUGUCAGAGGUCACUCGUCUUUGCCCCAGUUCUUCCUCUUCCUCACUUCAUUGCAGAUCACAGCAAGGGUUAGCAUUUCAAUAG